Molecule: messenger RNA, 2279 nt
Organism: Xenia sp. Carnegie-2017
Lineage: Eukaryota; Metazoa; Cnidaria; Anthozoa; Malacalcyonacea; Xeniidae
Product: transmembrane and coiled-coil domain-containing protein 4-like
Exons: 2
Coding region: 203-1768 (521 amino acids)
Source: RefSeq, a predicted model, not a curated record
UUUUUUAUUAAUUGUUUUGUCAUUGGCUUGGCACUUAUCACUGAGCUACGUAUGAUAUUGUCUGAUGAUGCACCUCAGUACCUGUCAAAAACCUGUUGAUUUUGAUAUAAAAAGUAAAAUCAGUUAAAAAAAUUUUUAAACAGUGUUACUCAGUAAAGAUACGGUAGCUUUAGUUACAGAAAACUGCAGAAAGAUUGAACUUAUGGCAUCAAAGCAACCUGAGAUUGAAGAGCUCAAGUUGCACGUGACGCUUUCAGAUGUUGGAAAAUAUUCCUUAGCCCAACUUUGUGUGUAUAUUUUGUGUGACAUAAAUGAAAGUUUGUUUGACAUUAAAUGGUCUGAAGAUUUCAUCAUAAAACUUGUGUUAGAUAUGAACCUACCAAACUCAGUUUCUACAUCACUUUCUUUAAUGCUAAAGGAAGCUAAAGGAUGUGAAAGUGACCAAAAUGUGGAGAUGUUAAUAAAUGCUUUAAAAAAUGAAGAAAGUUUAUGUGGAGAUGUGAGUAUUCUUUGUCAGGAGUUGAUUCGUUUGUCAGUAAAACAGGGUUGUUAUGAUGCUAGAGCAAGGAUUCUUAUCUUCAUUGUUUCACGAAAAUUUGGUAUGAAUGAGGACUGUUUCCUUUCUUAUGAAGAUGAACUAGCAGAUAGUCUAAAUAAUAUUAUGAAUGGAAAUGAUGAGGUUCACGAAGAAGCUGAUAAAAGAAAGUCGUACAGAAAGAAAAAGAAAGCAUUUAUGAUAGGAUUAGGUGUAGUUGCUGGUGGAGCAAUAAUUGGUUUAACUGGUGGUCUUGCAGCACCUGUUGUUGCUGCAAGUGCUGGUGCAAUAAUUGGUGGAAGUGGAGCUGCAUUCUUAGCCUCUUCUGCUGGUUUAGCUUUUAUAACUUCCAUAUUUGGUGCUACAGGAGCUGGUCUUACUGGAUACAAGAUGAACAGACGUGUUGGCAUGACUGAAGAGUUUGAGUUUUUAACAUUGUCAAAUAGUAGAUGUCGUUUAUAUUUAACUAUCUGCAUCUCAGGUUGGCUUACACAAAGUGGUACUGACGAAUUUCUCACACAAUGGUCAACUUUGUCAACCUCAGUUGAGGCCUAUUCAUUGGUAUGGGAAAGUAAAUUUCUGUUAGAGUUAGGAUCAGCUAUCCAAGACUUUAUCACCAGUUAUGUUGUUGGCACUGCAACUACGGAGGCUCUCAAAUACACUGUUUUACAAGGUAUAAUGGCUGCUAUAGCAUGGCCAGUCACUCUAUUGAAUGCUGCGAAAUUGAUAGAUAACCCCUGGGGUGUAUGUGCGAGCAGGGCGAAAGAAGUUGGCAAAGAAUUGGCAAAAGUUUUGAUUUCUCGCGAGCAAGGAAGACGUCCAGUCAGUUUGGUUGGCUUUAGUCUAGGAGCACGUGUUAUCUUUUACUGCUUGGAAGAAAUGCAAGCUUAUGAUAAUUCGUGCGGUAUAAUUCAAGAUGUGAUUGUGCUAGGAGCACCUGUGACGGGUCGUGCAGAGAAAUGGCAACAAUUUUCUAAUACUGUUGCUGGGACAAUAUUUAACGGUUAUUGUCAGAAAGAUUGGCUACUUAGAUUCAUCUAUAGGGCUUCCUCUUUGCAGGUAAGUAUAGCGGGACUGCAUGAAAUUACAUGGGAGUCAAAAAAACUGGUGAAUGUUGACCUUACUGAAAUCAUUAACUCUCAUAUGGACUAUGCAGAUCCUGAAAAGCUACGAAUUAUCUUUGAAAUGAUUGGUCUAAAGACAAAUACUGACGAAUUAAUUGAUAAAAAUUGAAUUUUAAAUUUUGGUAUUGUUGAUAAGCAACUUGAUAGUUACGAAUACUCACUUGGAAGAUGGCCAAGAUUAGCUGUUGAAACUCAAUUAAAUAUAUUUGGUUGCAUCAAACAUGCUGUUCGUUUGGUUUACAAAAUACCACGAAAAGAAAUUGUGAGUUUCGUGUAAACGCUAACACUUUGCUACUGCUGUGUUGUAGUGAACUAUUUAGUCAUCAGUAAUUAUCGUAUCCAAAACUUUAUCAAUCAUAUUUACACUUAUGAAAAUUAAACCAAUAAUUGAAUGUUUGAUCAUAAAAUCAUAAUAUAAAGUAAAAGUAACGUAUAAUAUAAUAUAUUGCUAGAUUGAUCAUAAGUAAGAAAAUUAACUAACAUUUGUACUGUGCAUUAAACAUCAGUAGAGAAAUUAUUUCUAAUAAUCAUUUUUUGCUACUAAUAAACGAUGUAAAAUAAGUAAUAUGGAAUGCAUAUUAUCCUUUUCUUAUUAAAUUUUCGGUGCUAGCCAAGGCAAA